Messenger RNA from Owenia fusiformis, 464 nucleotides. Lineage: Eukaryota; Metazoa; Annelida; Polychaeta; Sabellida; Oweniidae. The record is from the annotation of a GenBank genome assembly.
UCUCUUUGUACGGAAACGAACGUUAGAUGAGAAAACAGGUUUAUUAUACACGUCUCAUCAUUUUGGCGUUGCCAUUGAACGUUAAAAGGAACGCUUAAGGAGGAAGGGCGUACUGUGAUGAUAAAUUCUGAUAUGCAGUUGAGAAUUAAACGACGGAUCGAGAGAGAAUCAAGUGUAAACAUCUCAAAUUCUGAUUUUGUAAAUGAGCAGUCCAAUGGAUCUAUACAAUUGCAUGAUGAACCAACAAUUGAUUACCCUGAUGACGAUGGUCUCGACGAUGAUCCAGACGGUGAUCUCGACGAUGAUCUCGAAGAACUCAAAACAAUAAUUCCCCGAGUAGUUGAAAAAAUGCAGAAAAUAAAUAGAUCAUCAGAUUUUAUAUCCGUGUUGAAUAACAUUGCAAGUGGAGCAUUGUAGGGCAACAUCUCACUUCAUCUUCUGCUUGAUAUAGGUCGCUAUCUUAG